Molecule: messenger RNA, 1256 nt
Organism: Coffea eugenioides
Lineage: Eukaryota; Viridiplantae; Streptophyta; Magnoliopsida; Gentianales; Rubiaceae
Product: eukaryotic translation initiation factor 3 subunit G
Exons: 2
Coding region: 130-1002 (290 amino acids)
Cellular component (GO): eukaryotic translation initiation factor 3 complex; cytoplasm
Molecular function (GO): translation initiation factor activity; RNA binding
Source: RefSeq, a predicted model, not a curated record
AAAUACGCGAGAAGCAAAUUCGGAAGAUAAGCCCUAGCACCACCUAGUCGGAAAACGCCCUAACCCUAGAUUAAAAAUCUCAGGCCUCAGAAAUCGUAUCGCAUCGAAUCGAAUCGUUUUACUGCAGCCAUGGCGGUAGAGACAGCAAACCAACCAAGCAAGCUCCGAUGGGGAGAGCUGGAUGAGGACGACGGAGAGGACCUUGACUUCCUUUUGCCCCCAAAGCAGGUCAUUGGCCCCGAUGACAACGGGAUUAAGAAGCUUAUCGAGUACAAGUUCAACGACGAAGGCAACAAAAUCAAGAUCACCACCACCACUCGCAUCCGCAAACUAGCUAACGCACGCCUCAGCAAGCGGGCCGUCGAGCGCCGCUCCUGGCCCAAGUUCGGCGAUGCUGUCCAUGAAGAUGUCGGUAGCCACCUUACCAUGGUCUCCACUGAAGAAAUUAUCCUUGAACGCCCUAGAGCCCCUGGCACUAAACAGGAGGAAGUAAAGGUUGUUGGAGACUCAGGUCAAAUUGGUAAACCAGGAGCUGUUCUCAUGGUCUGCAGGACCUGUGGAAAGAAGGGUGAUCACUGGACUUCAAAGUGUCCUUACAAGGACCUUGCUCCCCCAAGUGAGGGUUUUGUGGAUAAGCCAGCUUCUGAGGCCACCACUGCAGCAGCUAAUUCUACAAAAGGAGCAUAUGUGCCACCUAGCAUGAGGGCAGGUGCAGAGAGAUCUGGAACUGAAAUGAGACGCAGAAAUGAAGAAAACUCUGUCAGGGUGACUAACCUUUCGGAGGAUACAAGGGAGCCUGACUUGCUUGAACUAUUCCGCCCUUUUGGUCCUGUAAGCCGAGUUUACGUUGCUGUUGAUCAGAAGACUGGCAUAAGCAGAGGUUUUGGUUUUGUUAAUUUCGUGAAUAGGGAAGAUGCUGAGAGAGCCAUCAACAAACUUAAUGGCUAUGGUUAUGAUAAUUUAAUCCUGAGAGUUGAAUGGGCUGCACCUAGGUCAAAUUAGAUCUUCCUUCUCUGGAGAUGUUCAUCAGUUCCAUUGGCAUUAUUAUAGAAGUUUUGUUACUUGUUGCCUACUAGAGAUGUUGUACUGAACAUGGUUAAUUGAUGUUGUUUUUGUUUGGUUUGUCGGGAAUCAACUGAGAAAGUUUUCUUUUGCAUGGUGGAAAUUGAGCCAAUAGUCUAUUCCCUCGCUCUAUUCCUAGUGAUUAGGGGUCAUUUGGGAUUUGGUAUAUAAUAUGAAAGCAUUUUGGUCUGGAA